AAGCCUGGAUUCGAACCCAUGACCUCUGACUCCAAAGCCCGUGCGCUUUCCACUGAGCCAUGCUGCUUCUCUGACUACCCUGAUCCCAGAAAAACUCUACCCCUCUUGCGUGUGGCCAUGGGGCCUGAGGAACCGGGUGCCGGAAGUCUGGGGGCUGAGCCGUCCAGGGCUGAUGGGUCUCCCCCUGCCUGGCAAACUCCCCGACUCCAGUGGAGCUCCAGUCUCAGCCUCCCCCACUCCUUACUGACCACGUUGUCUGAAGGAAAUGCGGGCCCAACCCAGGAAAGAGGUUGGAUUUUGACUUGAUUCUGGCUCGGUCCAGCUCCCACCUUCCCAGAGUCCUGGGGUUAGACUCCACCUCCAGCCUUGCCUCCUUGCUCCCGGGGACGGCCAGAGCAAAAGUGGGGGAUCACAGAGAGGGCCGGGCUCCCUCUGCCUCCUUCCCACACAUGGCUGUCUGAACCCGGGAUCCUUUCCAAUCCUCUGGGCCCUGAACCUACGGCACGUCCUAAGACAGCCCCCGCUGAUCCAGACCAGGAGCCCCCAAACCGUUCUGACACCACCUCGUCCUCCUAGGCAUCUUCUUCUCCCAAGGGAUGGGAGCCCUCAGAAGAAGAAGAAGUCAUCGUUCUGUGCCAGGAUCCUCUCAUAGGAUCUCAGGAAUCUCUGGACUUUGGUUGAGGGGUUCGAAUUUCUGAAACGGGGGUGGUAAAGAGCACAUGAGAUUUGGGGCAGCCCUGCUUUAACAGCAGCCCCCCACCCAACACAGAAACACUUUGAUCACACCCCGGAGAUCGGAGAGAAGUCCUCCACUCCCCACCCAACUUCUGCUCUCCUCGUUCUGUCUUUCUACCACCACCCAGCCAGGACUGUUGAGCAGGUAAGGGCCCCUGAGAAAAAGCCUGAAAGACGAGGCAGAGGAAGAGGAAGGAAGAGAAAUCAACCCGUCAGCUGAUGGUAUUUACCGAGCGCUUACCAUGUGCAGAGCACUUCUUUUAGCGCUUGGGAGAAUACAGUCCAAUAGAAUGAGCAGAGACUUCGCCCUGGCCAUUAUGAGCUGACAUUCUAGGGGGAAAUAUCUGCUAGAGGCCCAGAGGGCAAGCAUUCAGAAAGGCGAGUGAGAGGGAAAAGCAACACAGAGGAGGAAGCAAGGAGCAUGGCCUGAGAUAGCAGAGAGAAAGGGAGAGAGGGAGAGAGAGAGAGAGGGAGAGAGAGAGCGAGAGACUGUGGGUUUGGGUUUGGUUUCCAGAGUGGUUUGGGAAUCACUCUGGAAAAGGAUUUCCUAGUCUUCGCCCGAAAGCAGCGGGCUUUCGAUAAUGAUGGUGAUGGUUUAUACUGAGGGGAAUGGAAACGAGCCAUUAUUUUCUCGUUUGUUCGUCCACCCACUUCCCGGAAGGACAGUGGCGCAGUUUCCAUGUCCAACCCCCGGAGGCAGGGAGGAGGAGCCAAGAGCGGCCUCCUCUGGGAUCCGGCCAAGAAAAGGGGUCGGGCUAGAUGGUGGGGCUUUUUUUGUUUUUUGUUUGUUUUCUUUCCCCAGCGCCCUCCACUACCCUCUCACCGAGGAAGACAACGGACGCGAAUUUCACAUCUUGCUGGGGACAGUUGGUAUAUGCCAGAACUUGAGACAAGAAAAUGGGAGGGCUGUCCUUAGAGCUCUCCAUCUGGGGAAGAAGAGAAGGAGAGUGAGAGAUCCCAACCUAUCCCCAACCUCCUUGUGGAUGCCGCGCCCCCGCCCCAACUCCCCAAAACCUAGUUCCACCCCAGGGCACUGGGAUCUCAACCUCCUCCUGGUUCCUUUCCCAAAUGAACCCAUCUGGCCUGUAAGGUCAUUGCUGGCUGGGAACUUGCUACUAACUGUUCACCUGAACUCUCAACUAAGAUAUCCCACCACUGUGAUUCCCAGGAGGGGGAUCCGCCCCCACAAUUCCCUCCCUAGACUCAAGAACGCCCCUCCCACCCCCGACCCGUCCCAGACGUACUCACCAAGGCCUGCCAGAUGGUACCAUAGGCCGUGCUCUUCCUCUCUUCCCCGCUCAGCGUCCAUCCUACUACUUGUGUGUACCUCCAGCCGAUGUUCUGGGCCAGCCAGAAGAAUGUACAUCUGGCUUUCUGGAUACGGAGAAGCCGAGGGAAGGGUGUCAGAGAGUCAAGAGGCCAGGACCAGGGACCCAGAGAGGACGGGGACUGUGGAAGCCUUCUCUAUUCCUGAUUUUCCACUGCUGCUCCCGGAAGAUCCCCCUGAAUGCGCUCAGCCUAGAGGAACAUUGGAGCUGACCGGUUGGGAUGCCCGUGGCCACAGGGUGAAGUGCGAGACCGGCCCCAGCUUCGUUCAGAGUCGCCCGACCAGAGCGAGCCAAACUGAUUCCAUUUUGGAAAGACCCGUCCUCUCCUUUGUUAUUCGGGAAUUGUUAACAUGCUCUGAGUUGUUUAUGUUUGGGUAACAAAGACUUGUAGUUAGAGGCCAUACCUUGCAGAUAUGGCUCAAGAUUACACUUAAGAGGGACUAAACAUCUCGCCCAAAUUCCCCAAUACUUUCUCAGCCUGCCAUGUCCACAAAAACAUGUUUCUAUGUAGAGUAGGGUCCAUGCGGAAGAAGCUCGAUGUUACGCGUUACAGGUAGAUAAUCUUUUCCAAAACAUGGCAGUGUUAUUGGCUUGCUCGUCUAGUGGGUCAGGGGAAUACGUACGCCCAGUUGCCACCCCACCCCUAUCAAAGCCAUGUAUACCUGGCUAACUCCUGCUCCUAGCAACCUGAAGGGGAGGCUAGGACAGCACAGAGUGUUUUUGGCUUACCCUGGGCCUCCCAGCCCAAGGCUCCGAAAGGCCCCGUCGAGUUCCAGAGAGGAAAAGGCGUUCACGGUCCUGUCCAUCUGAGAUUGAGGUUGGGGUAUGCGCUCAAACCACCCCGUGGUGGGGUGAGACAUUGUUCUGUCGAGGUUUGGGCAUAUUUUGUGCAAUGGAUGCAUGGCUUUUAUACGGUUAUGCAGUAAAGUCAUAGAUUUUCCAUAGACGCAUGCAUUAAAACCUUAGCUUUUUCAUAGGUUCACGUGUUAAAGAUAUAGUUUUUGUAACCAAA
This is a messenger RNA of Ornithorhynchus anatinus (platypus), 3075 nucleotides long. RefSeq lists its product as uncharacterized. The transcript is spliced from 2 exons. Lineage: Eukaryota; Metazoa; Chordata; Mammalia; Monotremata; Ornithorhynchidae. The record is from RefSeq and is a predicted model, not a curated record. The coding region runs from base 1317 to 2441 and encodes 374 amino acids.